Penaeus vannamei (Pacific white shrimp) is the source of this 531-nucleotide messenger RNA. RefSeq names its product translation initiation factor IF-2. NCBI's taxonomy places the organism in Eukaryota, Metazoa, Arthropoda, Malacostraca, Decapoda, Penaeidae. The record is from RefSeq and is a predicted model, not a curated record.
CUUCUCUCGUCGACGCCAAGAUGAUCAAGACUGUAAUUCUGCUGGUUUGCGCCGCUCUUCUCGUGGCUUCUGCUGGAGCCAAUCCUGAACCUGAACCUGAACCCGGUUUUGGUGGACACGGAUUCGGACACGGAGGUUUCAGGCAUGGAGGAUUCGGACAUGGUGGAUUUGGACACGGAGGAUUCGGACAUGGAGGAUUUGGACACGGAGGAUUCGGACACGGAGGAUUCGGACAUGGAGGAUAUGGUCGCUGAUAUGUAGCUGACUUAACGCCGAAUGUGAAGUAAUGACUGAAAAUAAAUCUUGAAUAUAUAUGAAAUUAAAAUGUAAAGAUUCUACCUAAAAUUGUAAUUGGAAGAGAUGGCACUGAAUUAUUGACCUUCUCUUUAUAAUUAGGAUAAAGUGAUUGGAAUCCAUAAAAAGCAGAAAGUCUUACGAUGGUAAUAUCGAGACUAAGAACUUGAGCUGAAAAAAAUGAAAUGAUUAUGCUGAUUUUGACUUAAAUUAAAUCAAUUAAACAAAAUCGUAACA